This is a messenger RNA of Paramecium tetraurelia, 1577 nucleotides long. RefSeq lists its product as uncharacterized. The record is from RefSeq and is a predicted model, not a curated record. The transcript has 7 exons. NCBI's taxonomy places the organism in Eukaryota, Ciliophora, Oligohymenophorea, Peniculida, Parameciidae. Gene Ontology annotation, cellular component: nucleus; cytoplasm. Gene Ontology annotation, molecular function: ATP binding; protein serine/threonine kinase activity. Gene Ontology annotation, biological process: protein phosphorylation; mitotic DNA damage checkpoint signaling.
CUUUUAAAUACAUCUUAAAAUAGUUCUGCCUAUGUAAAUUGAACCCCAAAUUGUGUAUUAAUUCGAGUGUUUUCGAAAAGGAAAGAAUGAAAAUAAAAAAUAUAUUGGAGUACUCAAGCCUGAAAGAUUGGAUUUGUACAAGGAAAACUCACAAGUUUCUAAGUAUACUCUGCCAAUCCAAUUAUAGACCCACAUUAAAUGGGAAGUGGACGAAGAUAAUCUGAACGGGAAAAAGCAUUAUAAAAUAGUGUCAUUCAAAUUUCAAUAAGUGAGUAUAAUCCUAUUUUUUUUAAAGGUUAAAUAAAUUAAAGAAAAUCAUGUUGCUAAAAUAACUACAUUUUAUAGUGACGAGAAGACUCUUACAAUUCUAAAGGAGCAUUUGAGAAAUAAAAUCAUAUUCCAAAGGAUUUAAGACUUUUAUACACCACUUUAGACUUUGGGAAAAGGAGCAUCCUCAAGAGUUCUUCUUGUUAGACACAAAAACACUGAAUUAUAUUAUGCAGCUAAAUGUGUAGAUAAAUCCUAUGUUAAUGAAACAGAAAAUGGAAUUGAAUCUAUGUUUCAAGAAAUUUCUAUCAACAACACCCUUGAUCAUCCGUCAUUCAUUAAAUUACAUGCCGUCUAUGAGGGGGACAAUACAUUUUAUAUGGUGAUGGAUUUAUUAGAGGGAAGAAGCUUGCAUGAUGAAUUAAACAAUCAUAAAAAUGGAUUCCCAGAAGAUAUUGUUAGGAAUAUCAUGUGGCAAAUCCUAACUGGUAUCGAAUACAUGCAUGAAAAAUAAAUUAUGCAUAGAGAUUUAAAACCUGAAAAUAUUAUGCUCUUAAAGAAGGGAGAUUUGAAUUCUUUAAAAAUUGUUGAUUUUGGAUUGGCCACCUAUUGCAAUAUUGAAAAAUAUUUAUUUCCUAAAUGUGGAACACCAGGAUAUGUUGCUCCUGAGAUUGCCAAUUUAGUAGAUAAAACACUUAAAUAUGAUAAGGUGUGCGAUGUUUUCAGUGCAGGAGUUAUCUUCUUUAAAUUAUUGACAGGGAAAGAUCUGUUUCCGGGAGUUGGAUUUAACCUAGUUUUAAAAUUAAACAAAUAAUGCAAAAUUGAUUUAACUCCUUUGCAAAUGAAAAAAAUUGAUCAUUCUAUCAAUGCUUUAAUUUAGAAAAUGUUGGAGAAAGAACCAAGCUAAAGGAUUAGUGCUGCUUAAUGUUUAUAGGAUCCAUUCUUUGCAUCAUGUGCGUAAGCUCCAGGAAUGCAAGGACCUUCAAAAUUAACUGCUAAUUAAAAAAAAUAAAUGUUCUCUUCAAGUGGUAAGGCUUUGACUACUGAAUUUCCUAAUGAUAAAAUAAAAAAUAGUCCUUAAGAAAAACUUGAAAAUAAGGGAUCUUUUAUAACAUAAGAUAAUGCAUUUCGACCUGUUUAAUCUAAUUAAUAAAAGAUUAUGUAAAAAUUCAAUACUACAGAAUUCGAUCAUGAUGAAAAUGCUUAAAGUCCAUAAAUGGAAAAAGUCAUUUAAUAAUUUCAAAAAGGUGAUGUAAUAGAAGAGGAAGAUGAAAAAUGAAUAAAUUAUCAUUAAAUAUUUAUUAUUAGAA